This is a messenger RNA of Rubroshorea leprosula, 4328 nucleotides long. The record is from the annotation of a GenBank genome assembly. Lineage: Eukaryota; Viridiplantae; Streptophyta; Magnoliopsida; Malvales; Dipterocarpaceae.
UCAUGCUUGGCCUCUGUAGCUCGUGGCUGACCUCGGUAGUGAGUGUUUGAGCUCUACAACUUGUGCUCAAGUUUUGCACUUCGUGCUUGACUUCGGUAGCAAGUGUUUUCAGCUCAUGCUCGACCUCUGCACCUCGUGUUCAACUUUUGCACUUCAUGCUCGGCCUCUGCAGCUCGUGGCUGACCUCGGUAGUGAGUGUUUGAGCUCUACAGCUUGUUGUCACAGACCGCGAGCUCGGACGCCCAAGGGAAGGGUCCCAGCGCCAGGGUCGCAGUGCAACAUCGCGGGCUCGAUGGCCUGGCGCGCUCGCUCCGAGCGUCUAGAUGGCACAGCCGCAAGUGGAAAUGGUAGCGACGCCCAGACACGAACUAGAAUCGCGGGGAAGUCUCCAAAAGUAGCUUAUGCUAUGAAUAUUUCCGAUGAGUCUGCGAAAAUUCGUAUGGCAACCAUGUACUUGGAGCAUGAUGCCACCCUGUGGUGGAGACGCCAACAUGCUGAGAUGCAACGAGGCUUGUGCAACAUCAACACUUGGGAGGUGUUCAAGGGGGAGUUCCGUAAGCAAUUCUACCCCGAGAAUGCUGAAGAGGCGGCGAUGAAGAAGCUUCGUAUCCCCGAUAUGACUGAGAAGAAUCGGCUCCUCUACUUCAUGGAUGGACUACAGCAGUGGGCUGAGCAAGAGCUGAAGCGCCGUGGCGUUCAGGACGUUGCGUCAGCCAUAGCGGUUGCCGAAUCACUUAUCGAGUUCGGCAGGGAAGCUCCUAAGAGGGGCAAGGACAAGAAGGGCAGCUCGAGCAAAGGUGGUGGAGACAAACCGCACAAGGCCUUCAAGCCUUUCAAGGGCCCAGAAAAGGCAGGUGAUGGCGGUAAGAUGAAACCCACGGUGAGGCGGGAUUGCUACCUGUGUGGCGGUCCGCACUGGGCAAGGGAGUGCCCGCAGCGGAACAAGCUCAACGCCAUCAUCUCAGCGAUUGGGGAGCCAUCCCAAGCGGGGGAGACACAGUUGGGAGCAAUGCAAGUUCUCAACGCCAUACGGGCUAAGGUGCAGAGUGGGGGUGACGCCAAGGUCCGUGCCAUGGCUAAACAGAAGGGUGGCGGCAAGACCCUCAAAUAUGUCACUGUCAAGAUCAAAGGGAUAAGCGUCCGUGCUCUGUUGGAUAGUGGCGCUAACCAAAAUUUGAUUGCAGUGAGUCUUGCGGAGAAGCUGGGUCUGCCAUACACCAAGGAACCAGGAUGGGUGAAGGUGGUCGACAAUCCUUCUCAGCCCAUCUGUGGUGUUGCACGCGGAGAGCCCUUUAUCGACCAGCUGUUGCCUUUCACCUUCACCAAAGAUGGCUGCAUACGUUUUGAGGACAAGAACGAGAGUCACAAGGUGCCACUGGAGCGGCUACCCGCUGGAGACUGCGUCCUCUCGGCUAUACAAGUAUCUAAAGGCAUCAAACGAGGUGAGGAUACUUAUUUAGCUGCUUUAAAGGAAUAUAGUACCUCGUUUCUUGAUGUCCCACAGGAAGUUCAAGGCAUUCUCUGUGAGUUUGAUGAUGUGAUGCCCCCGGAGCUGCCAAAGAAGCUUCCACCACGGAGGGAGGUAGACCAUGCCAUUGAGCUGGAGCCUGGUUCGAAACCACCAGCAAUGGGUCUAUACCGCAUGGCUCCACCUGAGUUGGAGGAACUCCGGAAGCAACUUAAAGAGCUACUGGAUGCGGGGUUCAUCCGUCCCUCCAAAGCACCCUAUGGAGCGCUAGUGCUGUUUCAGAAGAAGCAUGACGGGACCUUCCGCAUGUGCAUCGACUACCGGGCGCUCAACAAGAUCACAGUGAAGAAAAAAUACCCCAUUCCUUUGAUUGACGACCUGUUUGACAAGCUUGGGAAGGCACGAUGGUUCACCAAGCUCGACUUGAGGUCGGGGUAUUGGCAAGUGAGAAUAGCCGAUGGGGACGAGGCAAAGACCACCUGUGUGACGCGUUACGGUGCAUACGAGUUCCUGGUGAUGCCUUUCGGCCUCACAAAUGCUCCAGCUACUUUCUGCACCUUGAUGAACAAAGUCGUCCACCCAUUCGUUGACAAAUUUGUGGUGGUAUACUUGGACGACAUUGUGGUCUACAGCGAGACGUUGGAGGAGCAUGUGCAGCAUCUUCGACAAGUCUUCCAGGUGUUGCGCGAGAAUGAGCUCUACGUGAAACCGGAGAAGUGCUCAUUUGCGCAACAGGAAGUGAUGUUCCUAGGCCAUCGAGUAGGCCACGGGAAGAUAUCAAUGGACUCGGCCAAGGUACAUGCCAUCCAAGAGUGGGAGCCUCCCAGCUCAGUCCCCGAGCUGCGAUCCUUCCUUGGCCUAGUCAACUACUAUCGUCGGUUCAUCCAGGGGUAUUCUGCAAGGGCCACACCCUUGACAGACUUGCUCAAGAAGAAGGUCUCGUGGGAGUGGACAGCGGAGUGUCAACGAGCUUUUGAGGACUUGAAGCAAGUGGUGAGCCAAGAACCAAUGCUCGCACUGCCCGACUAUGGGAGGCCUUUCGAGAUGCACACUGACGCGUCGAACUUGGCGAUUGAAGGAGUCUUGAUGCAAGAUGGCCAUCCCAUAGCGUUUGAGAGCCACAAGCUCAAUGACACGGAGAGGCAGUAUACGGUGCAUGAUAAGGAGAUGACCGCCAUCGUCCAUUGCUUGCGGGUAUGGCGUCAUUACUUGCUUGGGAGCAGGUUCGUGAUCAAGACUGAUAACGUAGCUACGAGCUACUUCCAAAGGCAGAAGAAGCUCACACCCAAGCAAGCAAGAUGGCAAGACUUCUUGGCUGAAUUCGACUAUGUGAUGGAAUACAAGCCUGGGCGGGUUAACGUUGUGGCAGAUGCGCUGAGCCGCAAGGCUAUGUUCGCCUCCAUUAGUCGACCUGAGGGUAACAUACUGGAUCGUGUCAAGGAGGGCCUGGCACAUGAUCCCUUUGCUAAGAGUCUUAUGGAGUUGGCUCGUGAGGGCCUAUGUAAGGACGUGCCUGGUGUGCCAGCAAGACAAAAUCGAGCAGCGGCAACCUGGGGGCUUCUUGGAGCCCCUGCCAGCCCCAGAAUGCCCAUGGGACGAUCGGGAUCCGAGGUUCACGGGGAAGUUUUGGAGGGAACUUUUCAAGUUCAUGGGAUCAGACCUCCACUUUUCCACGAGCUUUCAUCCGUAGACGGACGGGCAAACGGAGCGGGUGAAUGCAUUACUGGAGCUCGGAGUGAGGCCACCCAGCAAAGCCCCUUCGAGAUCGUGACAGGCCAACAACCGUUGCCACCUCACUCUGUGACGCGAGGUUAUACUGGUGCAAGUCCUGCUGCAUACAACUGGGCAAAAGAUUGGCAGGAGCAGCUGGAUGUGGCUAAAGUUUACCUGGACAAGGCCUCCAAAAAGAUGAAGAAGUGGGCAGACAAAAAGCGACGGCCGUUGGAAUUCCGAGUGGGCGACCUUGUGAUGGUGAAGCUACCAGCCCAGCAGUUUAAAGCCUAUCGACAAGUCCACAAGGGGCUGGUGCGUCGAUACGAGGGACCCUAUCCGAUUCUGGGAAAGGUAGGAAAGGUGUCUUAUCGUGUCGAUCUUCCACCAAAGCUGAAGAUACACCCGGUAUUCCACGUGAGCCUGCUCAAGCCAUUCCAUGGAGACCUUGAGGAUCCAGCACGAGGAGUGUCACAACGAGCACCACCAGUGACAAUAACCUCGUAUGACAAGCAAGUGAGUGAGAUCUUAGCCGAUCGAAUCAUUCGGCAACGGGGAGUUCCCAACCACACAGAGUACCUGGUCAAGUGGAAGGAUCAGCUCGAUGAUGAGGCCAGUUGGGGAUGCGAGGAAGACUUGUGGCAGUUCACCAGCGCCAUCGAGGCCUACAAGGCCAGGAAGCUUGACGAGGGCGUCAAGAGCUUUGGUGGGGGAGAGUGUCACAGACCGCGAGCUCGGACGCCUAAGGGAAGGGUCCCAGCGCCAGGGUCGCAGUGCAACGUCGCGGGCUUAACGGCCUGGCGUGCUCGCGCCGAGCGUCUAGAUGGCACGGCCGCAAGUGGAAAUGGUAGCGACGCCUAGACACGAACUAGAAUCGCGGGGAAGUCUCCAGAAGCAGCUUGUGAGGAGGGCUAAGGCCCAGAACAGUGGUCCAAGAUAAGGCCGUGAACAGUAGUCCGGAUAAGGACGUGAACAGUAGUCCGACCUGGGCUGCUUGUAGAUAAGUCUAGAGUAAGGAGAAUUCUAGAAUAAGGACAGGUGGGAGGAUUUGGGAGUGUUCCAGGAAGUGUACAAUAUGAGAACUCUUUGGGAAUGCUCUAGAACCUCUGUCUGGGGUGGCUGGCCUCCUCUAUAAAUAGGAGGAGCCUUA